CCGACCCACAAUUAUAGCAAUAGUAAACACGAUACAAACACGCUCUAGGCUCACUCUCGACAUGUUGUUCCUGUCCGCCAUACUAUUUGUUGUGACGUGCAGUGCCGAUAUUAAUACACAAAAAAGGCCAAAUAUAAUACUUAUAAUAGCUGAUGAUUUGGGCUGGAACGAUGUCAGUUAUCACGGUUCGAACCAGAUUCCAACCCCCAACAUCGACGCGUUGGCUUACUCCGGGCUGGCUCUCAAAAACUAUUACGUGCUGCCAAUAUGCACGCCUUCCAGAGCCGCACUAAUGACGGGGAAAUAUCCCAUACAUACAGGUAUGCAGCACGGAGUUAUUUACGGCGCGGAACCUAGAGGUUUGCCGCUAUCAGAAAAAAUACUGCCUCAGUAUCUAAAAGAACUUGGAUAUAAAACACAUUUAAUUGGAAAAUGGCACCUGGGCAGUUAUAAGAAAGAAUAUCUUCCCUACAACAGAGGGUUCGAUACGCACACUGGUUUCAGUACGGGCAAAAUAGACAUGUACGAUCACACCAACGUCGAACGUGGGUCGUGGGGAUUUGAUUUCAAAAGAGAUACAGACGCACUAGUAUCUCAUGACUUAUUCGGGGUAUAUGCAACUGACAUAUACACAGAUGAAGCAAUCAAGGUGAUAAAAUCCCACAACAAAACCCAGCCGCUGUUCCUCAUGGUGGCACACUCGGCAGUCCACAGCGGCAACCCGUACGAGCCGAUACGAGCUCCAGAGGAUAUCAUUGAGAAGUUCUCUUACAUUAAGGACAGACAGAGGCAAAAAUUCGCUGGUGUUUUAGCUAAAUUAGAUGAGUCGGUAGGUAAAGUGGUAGCUUCAUUGCAAUCUGACGGACUGCUACAGAAUUCGAUCAUCAUAUUCAGCACAGACAAUGGUGGUCCCGCGGAAGGAUUCAAUAGUAACGCGGCAUCUAACUACCCAUUGAGAGGGGUCAAAAAUACAUUAUGGGAAGGCGGGGUACGUGGCGCGGGCGCUCUGUGGAGUCCGUUUCUGGCGAAUAAGAGUCGAGUGGCAACACAACGGUUACAUAUAUCAGAUUGGCUUCCUACUCUGUACGCUGCAGCGGGAGGAAACACCAGUAUCUUUGAGAAUAUCGAUGGUAUUGACCAAUGGGAGGCACUGUCCAAAAAUACCGAGUCCGAACGGACGAGCGUGUUGCAUAAUAUUGAUGAUAUCUGGGGUAGUGCGGCUGUGACUGUUGACCAGUGGAAGUUAGUCAAAGGUACAAACUACAAUGGUAAAUGGGACUCGUGGUACGGUCCAGGUGGUAGAGAAGGUAGCUAUGACGUCGAGUUGGUUUACAAUGCACCAGCUGGCCGAGCUAUUCAAGAACUCGGUCUCAUGCCGGAUAGGAAGAAAAUUCAGGAGUUGCGGGACGCAUCGACGAUCAAAUGCAAGGAACCUGUGUCAUCAGUGGAAUGUAAAAUCUUAGAGGCACCAUGUUUAUUCAAUAUCGACGAAGAUCCGUGCGAGUACACAAAUUUGGCUGACAAACAUCCAGAAGUUCUCCAAAGGUUACUCAAAGAGUUAAGCCAGUUCAACAGCACAGCGGUGCCGCCAAACAACAAGCCCUUGGACCCCAGUGGAGACCCCAAGUUCUGGAGUAGAAUGUUCAUCAACUUCGGUGAUUAUGAACGAACCGCUACUAUAGAAUUGUAAAUUAUAGAUGAUUAAAAUAUUAAAAAACUUAAACUAAUAUGAUACUAUUGGUCUGGAUGUUAUCAUAUUUGUUUAAGGUUUUUAAGUUG
Messenger RNA from Achroia grisella, 1779 nucleotides. Its product is annotated as arylsulfatase J. The record is from RefSeq and is a predicted model, not a curated record. Lineage: Eukaryota; Metazoa; Arthropoda; Insecta; Lepidoptera; Pyralidae. The coding region runs from base 62 to 1690 and encodes 542 amino acids. Gene Ontology annotation, molecular function: sulfuric ester hydrolase activity. The transcript has 12 exons.